UGUUGUGUAAACAAAAUUGUAUACUUUGAUUCCUCCUUUUCCCCAUAGCUCCCCGUUCCAUGGGAAAUAUCGAAUUGGUUCCCAUCCAAUCUUUAUCCUACACUAAGUUAAAAACACACAGCAAAACCAACAAGUUCUUACCAAAUUAAUUCCUAUUAUUCUUCCAGUUUCAGUUCCAGAUCGUGUCCUUUCUGUGUUCUGUCAAUGGCAGCAGCACUUGCAGUAGGGCUAAAAUUGGCGUUCAUGAUGUUGGCCUGUAUCUUCAUCGCUGCAUUAAUUUACGUCGUCGUCGCUGAUGGAGUAAAUAUCCCAAGAGAGUUCCGCACUCCGUGGCCAGUGGCGUUCCUUAUCGACUUCUAUGUCCUUUUGCUUCCGAUUGUUAUAUGGAUUAUCUACAAAGAAUCAAAUUGGAUGCAUUCGAUCAUAUGGAUACUUCUUACGAUUGUAUUUGGAAGCGCUGUGUUUUGCUCGUACAUUGUUCUGAAACUUACGAAGCUUUCUCCUCACGAAUCAGCGCAAGAUCCUAUUUACUUUGUCUUGCUAACUAAUAAGCCGAAAAGGGGUGAGAGGCAAUCAAAUAGCGUACUUUCAGUCGUAGGCGCAAGAGUUCUUUUCGGAACUUUGGCUUGUUUUAUGCUUGCAACAUGGAUUUACACUCUCGUGGUCGACGGAUUCCCAUUCCGUACAGAUGUUUUCACUCCGUGGGUGUCGGCAACAGUUCUCAACAUCCACUUCAUUUCAAUUGCUAUAUCGGUUUGGGUGGCAUAUAAAGAACCAACAUGGACAAUCGCUGCAUUCUGGAUCAUCUUGUUAAUGUGUUUUCAGAGCAUAGGAACAUACUCGUACAUUCUCCAGCAGCUUGUCAAGCUUUCGAGCCGCGACCCGGUCUCCCGUCUUAUUUUCAACAGGACAGGCAAUGACUAUGAAGAAACUCUUUUGGAGUGAAUUAUAUUACUAUUUCUUUGGAUAAUGUGCUGUUAUUGAAUUACUAUAUCUUUGGAUUUGCCUCAAGUAACGGUGUUGGAUGUAAUUAAUCAACAUAAAGCUAACUAAUUGUUUCAAAUAAUAA
Messenger RNA from Andrographis paniculata, 1069 nucleotides. RefSeq lists its product as uncharacterized. The record is from RefSeq and is a predicted model, not a curated record. Lineage: Eukaryota; Viridiplantae; Streptophyta; Magnoliopsida; Lamiales; Acanthaceae. The coding region runs from base 205 to 945 and encodes 246 amino acids. The transcript has 9 exons.